AUGGUUGCCAAGAGAAAAGGUGCAUCUGGCAGUAGUAGUAGCAGUGGCGGUGGCGGUGGUGCUAGCGGUAAUGCCAGAAAGAAGCAGAAACAUGAGCAAACAUCUGCAGACGAGGAAAACAAGAGUACUCAAGCAGGUGUCGAGACGAGCAAUCAAUCUUUGGAGAACUUUACUGAAAAAUACUCAACCUUACAUGAUUUUUACGUUGAUGUUAUCAACAAUGCAUCGAAUCUAUCUGACCCUGAAACCGGAGACAUUAUCUCAGGCCCAUUUUUGAGGUUACCCCCAAAGAAAAUCUUCCCCGACUACUACCAGUUGAUCAGCAAUCCUGUAUCCAUUUAUGAGAUCAGGUCUGCCUCGAUUGUCAAGAAGAGGGGUAUCCCCGUGAGGGAUCACGUUGAUGGUAACGGUUUAUCGCUUGAAGGGUUCAGAGAACUGUGGAUCACUUUAGCAAAUAAUGCGGCAACAUACAAUGAUCCAGAGAGUUUAAUUGUUAAGGAUGCAAACACAAUUUUAAACUAUGUGACCAAAAGGAUCGAUGAUUUUAAGGCUUACUUGGAGUUUAUGGGAAGUGAUUUCCCGCCUAGUGCGAUUGGGUUGGGCUUAUCUUCCACGACUACCGCCUCCAAGACAACGUCUACCGCCAAUGAGACUACUAUUGCCUCCAGUGUUGGCACAACCAAUGGUUCCACAUCAGCCAAUAAUACAAACGACGACAAGGGGAAGUCAACAAAAACAAAAUCAAGGGGAAAGAUUGAAAGAAAUGAAGAUCAAGUAAAGAAGGAGAACCGUUCAAACCAAACAGAGGAUCAGACAAGUUCCAAUAUCAUCCCAAAUUUGGCGAGUGCUGACGGUUCAAGUGAAGAUUACACUGCUGAUUUAACUAAAGUUUACAGACACUUGUUGUCAUUCAAAGUAUCGCACCAUAAGAACUCUAUUCCUUUAUCUAAGGUAUUCAUUGACUUGCCUCCUAGAGAUGACCCUGAAACCGAAGAUUAUUACGAACUUAUCACUGAGCCUAUGUGUUUCAACAUGAUUGGAGAGAAGAUGGAAAACGGCGCCUAUUCAAAGGGCCUGCAAGGUUAUAAGGAUUUUGUUGAUGAUGUUAAUCUGAUCUUUUCUAAUGCACUGCAUGUUUAUACAGACGGUCCGUACUUUAAGGCAGCUAACGGUCUAAAAAAGGCAUUCCAGAGAAGACUAGAGAAAUUCGAUGCUCAAGUCAUUGAAAAAAAGAGGAAUUCUACAUCCAGCACUAAACCCAAAUCCAAAUCUAGAACCAGCAAAUCGAUCAGAGAGCCCAGUACAGAUUACUACGAAGGGGGUGAAGGGGCAGAAGAAGACGGGGAUGGGGGAGAAGAAGACGUAGAAGAUUAUGAAAAUGAAAAUGAAAAUGAAAAUGAAGUUAAUGGGAAGCAAAAUGCAGAACAGCCUGGAGAGUUUGCGGGAAAUGAAGAGCGAAUGGACGCCAAUGAUCACAAUGACAACAAUAACAAUGGUGAGGUUGCGCAAGAUCUACCCACGAUCAUACGUAAGCAUGAUGUUGAAAAGGCAGAAUUGAAUGAAGAAAUAGAUGAUAUUACCGCAUUUAUCAAAAAAUUCACCAUUUGUACGUCGACUAACCUGAACAAUUAUAUCAAUACGUUGAAAAAUUUGAGUUUGAAUCAAAGUAAUAUGAUAAUGUCUUCAAGUAACCCACUACCUAGCCAAAAGGUACCACAUAUUCCUGCACUCUUUGAGACCUCAAUUCUCGAACCGGCUGGUAACAGUACAGUUGGUGGUUCCACGUACAUCAUGCAGUUGCCGGGCUCGUCGAUUGUCGGACACGAGAUCUCAUGUGUUGUACAUCUACAGAACAAAAUAGUUGAUGAAAAGUAUGUUCCUGAACUGAAGAUAAAUGGUGAGUCGGUUAAUGGAAUUCCAAUUUCGGUUGUAUAUGAUGAAACGGCUGGUCAGGACGGCAUGUUUUGCGCAAGCAAAUACAAUGUGAAGUUAGGAUUUGGAUUGAAUUACUUUGAAUUCAAGCUACGAGUUCCAUUUCCGCUGAGAGGAAAAGAAGCCAAGGAGGAGCACAAGGAUCCGGAAGCAAUAAACGGGUCGAGAAAUGGGGAUGAGACCACUGGCACUAGCAAUGACAAUAGCGAUGAUACUGUAGAGAAGAGCGGCGGAAACAGCGGCAACAGCAGCAACAGUGAAAACAGUGGAGAUACUGAAAAUAACGAGAAGAGUGAGAACGGCAAUACGGACGAUAAGGGUGCACGUCUAGAGAGAGGCAAAUCCCCCGAGUUUGUGGAAAGUGUGAAGGUGUGGCUGAAUGUCACCCGCUAG
Pichia kudriavzevii is the source of this 2325-nucleotide messenger RNA. RefSeq lists its product as uncharacterized. NCBI's taxonomy places the organism in Eukaryota, Fungi, Ascomycota, Pichiomycetes, Pichiales, Pichiaceae. Gene Ontology annotation, molecular function: protein binding. Gene Ontology annotation, cellular component: RSC-type complex. Gene Ontology annotation, biological process: chromatin remodeling. The coding region runs from base 1 to 2325 and encodes 774 amino acids. The transcript has a single exon. The record is from RefSeq and is a predicted model, not a curated record.